AUGGAUAAGCCGCUGUCUUGCCUGGCCGCUUCCUUUGACUUCCGUGAUAUCCAGGAGGGGAAUUCAGGGCAAUGUAACCGCGGUGUUGGAAACAGGCCAGGGCUUAGAGGAGAGAAAUCGCGCGAGGGCUGGUCUCUCACCCCGUACCCUCGUGGCGCGCAUGAUGUCAGCAGCAUCCUGUUCUCGCUGCAUCCCGCACGCCGCUGUUGCCAUGGCAACCUCUCCCCCGACGGCAGAGCCUUCCUCACAGCCCCGAAAGCCCAUUCUGUCCUGAAGCGCUUUCCACGGGCCAAUGGCUUUCUGGAAGAAUUUCGCCAGGGCACCAUUGAGCGCGAGUGCGUGGAGGAGGUCUGCAGCUAUGAGGAAGUCAAGGAGGUCUUUGAGAACAAGGAGAAGACGAUGGAGUUCUGGAAGGGCUAUGCCUACUCUGUCAAAGAUGCCUCUGACGGGACAGACCGCUCCGAUGCCAUGCUGGAGUCAGGCCUUCUGCACCCGUGCCCCAGCUGCCCAGCUUUCUUUGAGGAGGGCAGGAUCUAUUCCUCCAGGAACAUCCUCCGAGGGCUGCACUUCCUGGGGCUCCAGCUGUUCCAGCUGCUGUGGGGGCCCAGACGGGUCCAAAUCAGUGCCUGGGGGGUGAACUUGGUCUCAGAUGGAUCCCUGGAGGAGUCUGGCAUCCUGGAGAUUAGGGCGAUGAUGGAGCAGCUGACUGAUCUUUCUGGGCAACUGUGUGCACUGGAAGAGCAAAGUGGGAGUUGGCACAAGAAAGAGCUGUUCCUUUACUCCAUGUUGGCCUCUGCCUGGCUCUUUAACAUAUGGCUGUGGCUCAGGAGAUGACUUGCCCAUGACAGCCACAAGAGGAAAAUGAUCUGCAGCAAGAUUAUUGUAUGUGCAAAGAUGAAAAGAUUCGGCACUGCCCAUCACGGAAGAAUGGUUGGUGAAGAUGAUGGAAUUUGCUGCAAUGGCUAAAUUUACUUCUUUGAUCAGAGAAAAAAACAAUAUCUACAUUUAUUACUGACUGGAAACGUCUUAUAGACAUUUUGUGAGAAACAGAAAAAAAUGAACUCACGAUAUGUGGUUUGGAUGAUUAGACUGAAUAGAUUGUAGAAAGAAGAUACAUGUUAUAACCACAGAGUAAAAUUUCUAAUUGUGCUUAUAGCUUCUAUAAAAGAAGAUUGUAAGCUA
This is a messenger RNA of Notechis scutatus (mainland tiger snake), 1182 nucleotides long. The record is from RefSeq and is a predicted model, not a curated record. NCBI's taxonomy places the organism in Eukaryota, Metazoa, Chordata, Lepidosauria, Squamata, Elapidae.